Molecule: messenger RNA, 222 nt
Organism: Encephalitozoon intestinalis ATCC 50506
Lineage: Eukaryota; Fungi; Microsporidia; Unikaryonidae
Exons: 1
Coding region: 1-222 (73 amino acids)
Source: RefSeq, a predicted model, not a curated record
AUGGGAAAGGCAAGAAGAGCCUACGAGCUAGAGAUCACAAAGAUCCUGGCCAAAACCAUGCAAAAUAGCUACAGGAAGAAGCAAGUUGAAGAAUUGAUAACGAGGAUCUUCCAAAAAAUGCAGACGAUAAUUGGGCCUUCCAAGAAUCAUGAGGAGUUGGAAACAUUAAAGUCGGAGUUUCAUCUACUAAAACAAGAAGCAUACUCUCUUAUGAAGACUUGA